CACAGCAAACGUACAACAAUUAUUAACAUUUCUGGGGCCCUCAUGAGGCUGGGGAGUCAGUCAGUGGUGGAGAGGAGCUCCGGGAGCAGGCUCAACUUUCCCCGGGACACACCACAGCUUCCCCGGCGUCAUGACUCUCUACCACGGCCGUCUGCCGUCUCUCGGAGUGCCGUCCUCGGCUCUCAGCCUCUCCGCCCCCCCGCUCAUCUACUUGUACGGAGGGGACAGCGGAGGGGUCGUGCCUGCUGCCUUGAGCUUCAUGCCGGCCCGCCAGGAGCCUCCGCAGAAGCCGCCCUACAGCUACAUCGCGCUCAUCGCCAUGGCCAUCAAGAGCGCACCGGAGCAGCGCGCAACGCUCAGCGGCAUCUACCAGUUCAUCAUGGACCGGUUCCCCUUUUAUCACGACAACAAGCAGGGCUGGCAGAACUCCAUCCGCCACAACCUCUCCCUGAAUGACUGCUUCAUAAAAGUGCCCAGAGAGAAGGGCCGGCCCGGCAAAGGCAGCUACUGGACGCUGGACACCAAGUGCCUGGAUAUGUUUGAGAACGGCAACUACCGUAGGAGGAAGAGGAAGGCGAAGAGCCAGCAGGACGCUCUGGACUCUAAAGCCGGUGGACACAAGCGCAUUAAGGGCCCGGGACCAUCCAGGGAUCCUCAAACCUCUCUGAAACAUCAGACUGACCCGGGAAUAGCAGCAGUACCGGCGAGACAGGGCGCGGAGAGGAUGGAGACACAACCUGACACAAAAGCGGUUCUUGUUGAGUUAAACCACGCUGAACAGUCCCAAAAUCCCCUCAUACAGAGACCUAAGGUGUCCCCCAACCAAGACACCCUCGCGUCCACCGGGAGAAGGCUUGACACCCCCCAGCCUGAGACUUGUCCAGCUCCGAGGCUCGCUCCGCUGUGGAUGGACGGUGUCCCCGGCGUGUCCCUCCGCCGAGAGCCAGAGGAGAGGAGGUCAGCGUUCAGCGGGAGAGAAAAGGAGAGAGGUCCGCUCUGCGCCGUCAGUUGCGCAGGAAACACAAACUUGGCUGCAUUUGCGCAGGAUAGGCCGAAAGGAAAUGUACCGAGCAGGGAUAAAUCUAAAGGUUUUAGCAUCGAGAGUAUCUUGUCGAAAAGUGAGGAUGAAAUGCGCAGCAGCAUCUUCGGUUUGUCGGCGGAGACAUGCGCAGAGCGCAGGAGUCCCGCGUUCAGUUCGUCUGUGGUCCUCGGUGCCCGACCGCAUCAGUUGUACCAGAUGGGAUUCCCCUUCUGCUCUUACCUGUCACUCACCUACCCCGACAAAGUACUGCAUUUUAAAUGAGUACAAUUAUGAAAUUAGACUUUUAAUGUAUUUUACGCACAGAUGCGUCGAAAUGUAAACUCUGUAAUUAGCUUUGCAUGAUGAGCUACCAUGAUGCAGCUGAUUGUUCUGCUCUUUUCAGGAUCUCUGUCAUCCUCAUCAUAUACAGUGAUGUUCAGACAAUGACAAAGAGCAGCACUGAGGCUUUUAGAUUCAUUUUUACGCAUGCGUAAAUGUCAGUGGUUAUUAUUUGUGGUUAUUUUCGCCAAGUAUUCCCAACCUGUUGCUCCUCAAAGUUUAUGGCUGUGCAAUUUAACGCUUAAUACAACAAAGGGUAAAAGUAUAUACGGAUGUGUCAUUGUCAUGUGAAUAUUUAGGGAAAGCUCAUAUAUACUGCAUUUCUCUCUUCAUUCCUGAGGAUGAGUAAAUAUCCCAUAAUUCAGAGAAGAAUCUUGACUGUCAUGGCUGGGCCUGUGUAGCUUACAGUAUCUUUGAACUCUGGAAAUACCGCACAAUAUGAGAAUAAAGUUUAGUACUCAACCAUGUAAUCAAAUGCUAUUUCACACUCCACUCUGCUCUGAAUUCCAUGUGCAAAAUAAAGUUUAGUUUGG
Epinephelus lanceolatus (giant grouper) is the source of this 1893-nucleotide messenger RNA. It is a transcript of the gene foxl1, whose product is annotated as forkhead box L1. The record is from RefSeq and is a predicted model, not a curated record. Lineage: Eukaryota; Metazoa; Chordata; Actinopteri; Perciformes; Serranidae. Gene Ontology annotation, molecular function: DNA-binding transcription factor activity, RNA polymerase II-specific; RNA polymerase II cis-regulatory region sequence-specific DNA binding. Gene Ontology annotation, biological process: regulation of transcription by RNA polymerase II; anatomical structure morphogenesis; cell differentiation.